GCGCCAGCUGCCGGAGCCGCUCGGUUACCGCUGACGUCACCGUCACUUCUCUGCGCUUCAGUCCAAAGCCGGAGCACCAAGAGGAGAAGUCGGGCAGAGCCGGAGACCUCUCAGCGGGAACUUCAGCCUUUUUACCCCGUAGAACCGCACAUCCGCACGCUGUCUGCUGGGGGACGCACUCGCACUGGGAAGCUGCUUUGUAGCUGUCGUGCGCAAUGGAUGAUGGGAAGCCUGUGUGGGCACCCCACCCAACGGAUGGGUUCCAGCUGGGCAUGAUAGUGGACAUAGGUGCUGACACACUCACUAUUGAGCCACUCAAUCACAGGGGCAAGACUUUUCUGGCUCCCAUCAACCAAGUCUUCCCAGCUGAGGAUGAUGUAAACAAGCAUGUGGAGGACAACUGUUCUCUUAUGUAUUUAAACGAAGCCACGCUUCUGAACAACGUCCGUGUCCGCUACAGUAAAGACCUGAUCUAUACGUUUGUAGCUAAUAUCCUGAUUGCUGUGAACCCCUAUUAUGACAUCCCCAAACUCUAUGCCCCAGAGACCAUUAAGAGCUACCAGGGCCGAUCUUUAGGAACCCUCCCUCCACAUGUUUAUGCUAUUGCUGAUAAGGCAUAUCGGGACAUGAAGGUGCUGAAGAUGAGCCAGUCCAUCAUUGUGUCUGGUGAAUCUGGUGCUGGAAAAACAGAAAACACCAAGUUCGUCCUCAGAUAUUUAACCACGUCAUAUGGGACAGGUCAGGAUAUUGAUGAGAGAAUUGUUGAGGCCAACCCUCUACUUGAAGCGUUUGGGAACGCAAAGACAGUCAGGAACAACAACAGUAGCCGUUUCGGAAAAUUUGUGGAAAUUCAUUUCAAUGAAAAGAAUGCAGUGGUGGGAGGAUUUGUCUCUCACUAUCUAUUAGAGAAGUCUCGCAUCUGUAUGCAAGGUACAGAUGAACGCAAUUAUCACAUCUUUUAUCGGCUCUGUGCCGGCGCCUCUGAAGACAUCAGGAACAUGCUGCACCUGAACUCCCCUGAUAGCUUCCGGUAUUUGAAUCGUGGCUGCACCAGAUACUUUUCCAGCAAGGAAUCAGAUAAGCAGAUCAUGCAGAACCGGAAAAGUCCUGAGCAUGUGAAAGCAGGAGCUUUGAAAGAUCCUCUGCUGGAUGACCUUGGGGACUUUAACAGAAUGUGUGUGGCCAUGAAGAAAAUUGGUCUGGACGACACGGAAAAGCUCAAUCUCUUCAGAGUGGUGGCUGGAGUCCUACACCUUGGCAACAUAGACUUUGAAGAAACUGGAAGCACCUCUGGAGGCUGUGUUUUGAAGAACCAGUCGAGUCAGACUCUGCAGCACUGUGCAGAGCUCCUGGGCCUGGACCAAGAGGACCUGAGAGUCAGCCUCACCACCAGGGUCAUGCUCACAACUGCAGGGGGUGCCAAAGGCACAGUCAUCAAGGUGCCUCUGAAGGUGGAGCAGGCCAACAGUGCACGUGAUGCCCUGGCCAAGGCCGUCUACAGCCGCCUCUUCGAUCAUGUGGUCACUCGAGUCAACCAGUGUUUCCCCUUCGAGACCUCUUCCAACUUCAUCGGAGUGCUUGACAUUGCUGGUUUUGAAUAUUUUGAGCACAACAGCUAUGAGCAGUUCUGCAUCAACUACUGUAAUGAGAAGCUGCAGCAGUUUUUCAAUGAACGCAUACUAAAAGAGGAGCAAGAGCUGUAUCAGAAAGAAGGUCUGGGAGUGAAUGAAGUUCAUUAUGUUGACAACCAGGAUUGCAUAGACCUAAUUGAAGCAAAGCUGCUGGGGAUUCUGGACAUCCUCGAUGAGGAGAACCGCCUGCCGCAGCCCAGCGACCAACAUUUUGCAGAAGCCAUUCACAGCAAGCACAAAGAUCACUUCCGCCUGACGAUUCCCAGGAAGUCCAAGCUAGCAAUCCACAGGAAUAUAAGAGAUGAUGAGGGAUUCAUCAUCAGACACUUUGCAGGAGCUGUGUGCUAUGAAACUACCCAGUUUGUGGAGAAGAAUAAUGAUGCCCUCCACAUGUCCUUGGAGAGCCUAGUGUGUGAGUCGAAGGACAAAUUUGUCCGGGAUCUCUUUGAGAACAACUCCAACUCUAAGGACUCCAAGCAGAAGGCUGGCAAACUCAGUUUCAUCAGCGUGGGAAACAAGUUCAAGACUCAGUUGAAUCUUCUACUGGAAAAGCUUCGCAGCACAGGGUCCAGCUUCAUCCGCUGUGUGAAGCCCAAUCUGAAGAUGGUGAGUCACCAGUUUGAGGGAGCACAGAUUCUGUCCCAGCUGCAGUGUUCUGGAAUGGUUUCAGUGCUGGAUCUGAUGCAGGGUGGCUUUCCUUCUCGAGCCCCUUUUCAUGAGCUCUAUAACAUGUACAAGCAGUACAUGCCUGAUAAGCUCACCAGGUUGGACCCUCGUCUAUUCUGUAAAGCUCUCUUUAAAGCACUGGGACUCAAUGACAUGGAUUACAAGUUUGGACUGACCAGGGUGUUCUUCCGGCCUGGAAAGUUUGCAGAGUUUGACCAGAUCAUGAGGUCUGACCCAGAGCACCUGGCACAGCUAGUCAAGCAGGUCAACAAGUGGCUAGUCUGUAGUCGCUGGAAGAAGGUCCAGUGGUGUGGGCUCUCCGUCAUCAAACUGAAAAACAAAAUGAAAUACAGGGCCAGCGCCUGCAUUAAGAUUCAGAAGACGAUUCGCAUGUGGUUAUGCAAGAGAAGACACAAGCCCCGCAUUGACGGCCUGGUGAAGGUGCGGAACCUGAAGAAGAGAAUGGAGAAGUUUAAUGAGGCUGUACAUGGCCUAAAAGAGGGCAAACAGGAGAUGAGCAAGGAAAUCCAGGACCUUGCUGCCUCCAUCGAUGCCCUUAUGGCCAAGAUUAAGGCCACUGUGAUGAGUCGUAAGGAGAUCGAGCAGGAGUACGAGGGCUUGGUGAAGAAAUCGGAGCUGCUGCUCUCCUCCAUGCAGAAGAAGAAGCAAGAGGAGGAGGAGAUGGAGCGGCUGAAGCGCAUCCAAGAAGAGAUGGAGAAGGAGAGGAAGAGGCAUGAGGAAGAAGAGCAGCUACGCAAACAAGAGGAAGAAGACCGUCGCAUGAAAGCAGAGAUGGAGCAGAAGAGGAAGCAAGAAGAAGAACAGAGGAAGAAGAGGGAAGAGGAAGAGCAAAUCCUGCAGGCGGAGCUUGAUAUUCAGCUGGCUCUGGAGCGGGAGGAGGAGGCUCAGAGGCAGGCUAUGUUGGAGCAGGAGAGAAGAGAUAGAGAACUGGCUCUGAGGAUCGCUCAGAGUGAGGCCGAACUCAUUCAGGACGAGGCCCAGAUGGACCCCAGCCUGCGCAGCUAUGGUACUGCAGGUGUGACACAUUCCACAGAGUCAGAGAAGGGUCCGCAGGUGCAAGCCAGUAAGGCGGCCGCUGGGAUGAAGAAGUACGAUCUGAGCAAGUGGAAAUAUGCUGAGCUGCGAGAUGCCAUCAACACCUCCUGUGAUAUCGAGCUACUGGCAGCAUGCAGAGAGGAGUUUCAUCGUCGUCUGAAGGUCUACCAUGCCUGGAAGUCAAAGAACAAGAAACGCAACACUGAGGCUGAGCAGAGAGCUCCCAAAUCAGUCACUGACUAUGCCCAGCAGAACCCAGCUCCCCCUGUGCCUGCCCGGCAGCAAGAGAUUACUAUGAAUCGGCAGCAGCGCUACUUCCGCAUCCCUUUCAUCCGGCCUGCAGACCAAUAUAAAGACCCCCAGAACAAGAAGAAGGGCUGGUGGUAUGCCCAUUUUGAUGGGCCCUGGAUUGCCAGGCAGAUGGAACUGCACCCCGACAAGCAGCCUAUCCUACUGGUAGCAGGUAAGGAUGAUAUGGAGAUGUGUGAGCUGAGUCUGGAAGAGACGGGGUUGACGAGGAAGCGAGGAGCAGAGAUUUUGCCACGGCAGUUUGAGGAGAUUUGGGAGCGCUGUGGUGGAAUUCAGUACCUGAGGAAUGCCAUCGAGAGCAAACAGGCCCGGCCUACUUACGCCACUGCCAUGCUCCAGAAUCUUCUCAAGUGAAGAGCACCCUCAACUCUAUGGCACCCGUCUUUACUGUCUAUAGACAGGUAGAUAAUGCAGUAGUGCCCCAUAGGUUAAACAUGAAUGAGGGACCUCUCUGGCACAGUGGAUAUCUAGGACAUGCUCAUAUUUCAAUAAGGGAUUAUGAUCUACUGUAGAUUUUUUCAUUUUCUUUUUUUUGUUUUGUUUUUGAGUGAUUUCUGUCACUUAUUUGUUUUGGUUGUUAUUCAUUUUGCUGUGGUAAUUUGCAUUUUUUCAAUUUGCAUUUUCACAAAAAUAAGAGCUUUGUCCAAGCUCUCAGAUGUAAUGCCUUAAUACUUUUUCUGUCAUUUCAAGGGUCAUUCAGUAGGUCACUCACUUUGAGGCUGUUGAUUUACUUCAGAUAUUUGUCAUUACUCUUUCUUUCCCAUUGUUCUAAAAGACUUGAGGGCAAUUCAGUUUUGCUCAGUGCUCUGCCUUUGGAGUAAGGGAAAAAUAUUGUGCUGAUAUAUUGUUGUGAAAAUGCCCUAAAAGAAGUCAUGCUGAUGAUUAAUUAUCUGAAGAUAAGCAGUUUACUUCUCUUCAACUUCACUUUUGCGGACCCAUUAUUGUUCUUGGAUUGGUGUGAUGAUUUUGUCAUGCCGUCUCUUGGGAUUUGAGAAAACUACAGGUUAUUUAUCUAUAUAGUUAUCCUUGUCUUACAGUGCAUUUAUUAUAUCAGCAUUUUUCCCCCACUCCAAAAAGCAUACUGUAAGGCAUAUUUGUAGGUGAUGUGGAUGCCUGUGCAGUCAGUCUGUAAAAUCUGUUAUAGGUAGACUUUAGGUAUCUUGCCUCAUUUGUGUAUUUGUUGAUGCACAAAUCAAUGAACACUUUAGUUUGUGCCAGUAGUUUUUCCUAACAAAUUUGUUACACAGCAAUAGAAAGACAUCUUUUUUACAUUUAAAAUCACAAAGGUCCUUAAUGUAAUGUCACUUGAAGUACCCACUUAAAAAGCAAGACUUAUGAAGCAGAGAGGCCCGCAUUGCCAUCCCAAUUUUUAAAUACCCAAUCUUGAUGUCUUAUUGCACACACAGAGAAUCUAACUUACUUUAAAUAUUCCGGUGUUUUUUGGGUUUUAAUUAAAUGCAUUCCGUCCAAAAAAAAAAAACAUGUAUUGUGCAUUCAUAUUUGACAGAUGCUGGUUGGUGACAAUGCAAU
Molecule: messenger RNA, 5192 nt
Organism: Pygocentrus nattereri (red-bellied piranha)
Lineage: Eukaryota; Metazoa; Chordata; Actinopteri; Characiformes; Serrasalmidae
Gene: myo6b
Product: myosin VIb
Exons: 33
Coding region: 216-4016 (1266 amino acids)
Biological process (GO): inner ear auditory receptor cell differentiation; actin filament organization; vesicle transport along actin filament
Cellular component (GO): myosin complex; endocytic vesicle; ruffle
Molecular function (GO): ATP binding; microfilament motor activity; actin filament binding
Source: RefSeq, a predicted model, not a curated record